Cajanus cajan (pigeon pea) is the source of this 871-nucleotide messenger RNA. RefSeq lists its product as uncharacterized. NCBI's taxonomy places the organism in Eukaryota, Viridiplantae, Streptophyta, Magnoliopsida, Fabales, Fabaceae. The record is from RefSeq and is a predicted model, not a curated record. Gene Ontology annotation, biological process: lipid metabolic process.
UUUUGGAGCUUGAUCUAUAUAGGGUUGGAGAAUGGCGGGGAAGAAUAAAAAGAAGCGUUGUAUUUUGCGGAAAGUGGUUGAGAAGGCUGCCUCUAACCUUAAACGGAGACCAGCUGAGGCACCCAAUGAUUUUAAGGACAUAGUUCUCUCCUUAGCAGAAGCCGUCAGAUUCUGUUACGCUGAGACACUCGGCAAGUGGCCCGUCUUAGACCCUCCCAGAGCCCUCAUUUAUACAGCUCUCAUCGAUAAGGGUAAGAAAACAGUUGCAAUGGAAUGUGGCCAAAGAAGUGAUUGUGUACAACUGAAAGACCCCGAAAUGUUAAAGGACUUAUAUGAGAUCAAAAGAUGCUUGACACGAACCAUGCUUGUCAGCAAAAAACGCUUUCGUGCCAAAUUAUUUGCUGCUGGCUUUGUCAAUGAGGAUGUUCUCCUAAGGAAGAGAAGAACUCGGAUUCUAAAGCCAGCUUUGACAGUUAUACUUGAUAAAGAAGCAAAAUGUUUGUUGGUGUUCAUCCGUGGAACUUGUAGUUUAACAGACACGCUGACAGAUGCAAUGGGUGCUUCCGUUUCCUUCGAACAUAAAUUCAUUUGCAGUGAUGGUGAGGUGAGAAGGAACACUAUUUCAGGACAUGCACACCGUGGUAUGGUUUCUGCAGCAGAUUGGAUUAGAAAGCGCUGCACCCAUAUAUUACAAGAUGCUCUUCGUCAAUACCCUGGUUUCCAAAUCAAGGUAUUAAUUGUCACCCUGUUAAUUAUACUGCCAAACUCUUUUGGAAGAAUUUACGUUCAUUGAUUUUAAUUAAUGCACCCUUGUAAUGCCACAUAUAAUAUUAUCUUUUCAUAGAUCGUGGGGCACUUGGUGGUGGCACCC